This is a messenger RNA of Bombina bombina (fire-bellied toad), 5393 nucleotides long. RefSeq names its product CD34 molecule (gene CD34). The transcript is spliced from 8 exons. NCBI's taxonomy places the organism in Eukaryota, Metazoa, Chordata, Amphibia, Anura, Bombinatoridae. The record is from RefSeq and is a predicted model, not a curated record. Gene Ontology annotation, cellular component: membrane. Gene Ontology annotation, biological process: cell-matrix adhesion. The coding region runs from base 144 to 1289 and encodes 381 amino acids.
CUCAUAGCUGUUUGGGUUAGACUCACACAGCACAGCACACACUCUCUGUGCCGACCUGACCUCACAAGUCAUUCAUAUUUCCAAUAUCAACAUUACACAGGACCUGCUCUGCUGCUUUGUCUGUGAAAUCUGCAGGGAUAAUAAUGAUGCUUUUCUGCAAUCUCAGAGCAAUGAAAAGGAGGCUGGUUAUUUGGAGUCUGCUAAACAUCCUGACUGUGCUGUGUACAUCAGCUGUUGAUGUUGAUACAAACACAACUAUAACUCCUGUGGACAACAAAAGUCCCAUUACCGCAACUGAAAAUAUCAAAGAAACAACCACAAAAAGUGCAACAAUUGUUACUUCAAUAACAUCACAGCCAUCCACAAUGUCAACAGUUCAUCCCACCACAGCUGGAUCAAUAACACCUGCUAAGAGCUCUGAAACAAGUAAUAGAAGCACCACAGAGAGUAUGCAACAAACGUAUGUCAGUACUAGCACUAAUACUAGUUCAACUGUCUCUGAUAAACCUGAGGAAACAGAAUCAUCCAGCCAAGCAAAUGCAACGACUGCAACUCAGACUUCAACUGAUUUAACGAUCAGUUCAGCAGCUGUGACCAGUAUAUCACAUACCGCCAUGAUCACUACUACAGACAGGGAAUUGGAAGAGAGUACCAACGUUACUACAGAGAUGCCUUUAUCAAUAGACUGUAAAACUCUUAGGAAUCAAGAGUCAACGUCUCAGGUGGUCUGCCUGCAAUACAAAGAGAAAAUAAACUGUGAUGACCUCCCUGUGGACAAGAAGACUUUGCUGAAACAUAUUUUAUGUAAUUCAUCUAUUCAAAGCUAUGGCCACUGUAACCUAACCCUGUUUUCUUCAGAGGUGUACCCUAACUGUAUACUGUUUCCUGUUGCUUUAGCCAGCGAAGGUGGCUCAGGACAUAUUAAGAAGCAUCAUUCAGUUUUUGAGGAGAAUGGAAUCACUCUGAAGUGGGGUCAGAUUUCAGAUCACCAAACAAAAACACAGAAAACUAUGAUAGCAUUGGUCACCUCAGGGGUUCUGCUGGCUGCACUGGUUCUGGCAGGUUAUUUUCUGUCCAACAAAAAGAGCUGGAGUCCUGGAAGACAGAGACUGGGUGAAGACUAUACAGAAACAGAUACGCAAGGGAACACUUUGGUGUCUGUGUCUACACAGGGGCAGGAGAAGCCUAAGAGCGGGAACCGCGAGAAUGGAGCAGGCCAAGUGGUUAACGUGAACACAACCAAUGGACACUCAAACAAGAAACAAGGCCUGUCAGACACUGAGUUAUAAAGGAGGCAUCAGAUGACUUAAAGAUCAAACUAGGGAAAUAGAUCGGUUAUGUUGUUUUUCAGUGCUGAGGAAACACAGCCAUCUUUGUUAAGGACGACACUAAAGUGUGAGAUGACAGUACUUGGCAAAACCAAGGAAAAUGCAGCAUCCAAUUUAAUGAAUUUAGGGCAGGCAUUUUUUAUUUUACUUAUAAUGUCUUUGGGUUGUCUUGAUUCUUAAAGGGACAUGAAACCCAAAAAAUUUCUUUCAUGAUUCAGAUAGAUUAUACAUUUUUAAACAACUUUCCAAUUUAGUUCUGUUAUCACUUGUUCUUUUUUCUCUUGGUAUCUUUUAUUGAAGAAGCAGUAAUGCACUCCUGUGAGCUAGCUGAAUACCUUUGUAAGCCAAUGAAAAAGGGGCAUACAAGUUCAGUCACCAAUCAGCAGCUAGCGCUAAGCUCAUGAACCUAUAUAGAUAGCAACAAAGGAUAUAAGAGAAUGAAGCAAAUUAGAUCAUAGAAGUAAAUUCAAAAGUUGUUUAAAUUGUAUGCUCUAUCUGAAUCAUGAAAGAACAUUUUUGGUUUCAUGUCCCUUUAAGUAAAAAAAAACCCAACUAAACAAAAACCAUAUAUAUAUAUUCCAAAAUGCUAAGUUACUGAUAGAUCUGAGAUGAUACACUGAGUGUGGAUCAGAAUAAUGUAAAUAGGGGUGAAAAACUACUGUAACAACUCACAAAAACAGUAGUUUUCCGUCAUUUUAUACAGUACAAUCUGUUACAUGAAGAGAAAAAUGUAAAAUAGUUUGCAAAACUGCUCUGAACUUUAUAUUAGCAAACCUCCAAAAUGAACCCAAACUGGACAAUAUGAAAAAAAAAGAAACAUUUCAUUUAUUUGAGCAUGUUGUAUGAAGGGUUAUGUGUUAAGUAUCCUGUUAACUCUUUAUUAAUCUAGGUUAAUGAUGUAGUUAUUGUAAAACAUUGUUAUUUUAAAAGGACAUUGUAGUGCAAAAAAGUACAUUCUCUAAUUUGUUAUCCUAUGUCCGUUUUUUCGCUACUCGCACAGGAACGUUAUGUGUUUAAACUCCUGCUCAGUCUGUACCUGAAACAGUUGUACAACCUGCCAGUCACUGCCUGUUUUUGUUCGGGAGCUGUUUGUGGCUGCAAGCAACAUUUUACCUAUGUGUUUAACCUCUUUGCAGGGGGUUAAACACGGAAAGUUCCAAAGUGAGUGCAAGAAUUACACACAGAUUAGAGUGUGUUCAUUUUGCAAUACAAAGUCUCUAUAUGUAUAGACCAGUUUUGGGCAAGUGGCAACCAAGUGCCCAGAGCCAAAAAGAAUGUAAAUUGCCACACCAACCUGCAUGCAGACAUAUACACCUCAAUUUAUACACACGUGCACUUACACUCAACACUCACAAAUAGUUUUGCUAUAACUAACUUGACUACAGGUUUAAUAUAAGUGUUGGCCAAUUUUAAGACUUUUUACUGAUAUGUGAAAAUGUAAAUGUUACUGAGUGUUCAUCAGUAUGAAUUGUGUGUAUUACAAUGCUGUCCAUUAGAUCAUUAAAUAGUUUUAUCAUAUCAGACAUCAUAAACAUGUUAUUGGUUAAAGUGAUAUGAAACCCAACAUUCUAUAUCAAUAUUAUUUAUAUAGAACAUACACUUUUAAAGAACUUUCCAAUUUACUUCUAUUAUCAAAUUUGCUUCCGUCUUUUGGCAUUCUUUGUAGAAGAGCAGUGAUGCACUACCAGGAGCUAGCUGAACACAUUGGUUGAGCCAAUGGCAAGAGGCAUAUGUGUGCAGUCACCAAUCAGCAGCUAUCUCCGAGUAGUGCUUUACUGCUAUUGAGCCUACCUAGGUGUUUACAUAUUCUGAGAGUGUAAAUACUCAUAUUUGCUUUUAUGUUUUAGAUCUCCUUCUAGUGUAGUAUGGCUGCUUUAUGCACUUUUUACGUUCAGACACCUGCUUAACCUUUUCAUUGUAAAGUUUUUAUAUUUAAUACACAGUGUAUAAAAUCAUUCAUAAAAACAGGGGCACUUUAAGUCAUUAAAUGUUUUAAAAAGGCUUUCUUUGUAAGAUAUUUACCAUUUAGUGAUGGUAAACAUUGCACUGUUCCUCCGCCCCUAUCUCAUACUUUAUUUAGCUGAGCGAUGACAAAUUCGGCUUCAUCCAAUCAUUGUUUUGCCCACGAGCUGAACGCUAAGGGGGGCACGCAAUGAUUGGAUGAAGUCAGAUUUGUCAUCUCUUAACUAAAUAAAGUAUGAGAUAGGGGCGGAGGAAUGGCGCAAUGUUUACCAUCACUAAAUGGUAAAUAUCUUACAAAGAAAACGUCCUUAAAAAAAUGUAACGACUUAAAAGCGCCCCUAUUUUUAUGAAUGAUUUUAUAUAGUGUCUAUUAAAUAUGGAAACUUUACAAUCACUUUAAGCUUGUUGCAUACAGAGAUGUGAGGGUCAGUGUUCAAAAAAGUGGACACAAUAUUUAUUCAUAACAAUGCCACCCUUAUGCAUCUAUUAGCCCAUUGAACGUCAGUAAGACUCAAACCACUUUGUGAGCACAGUCUUUUUUAAGUUACAAUAUAAUUUUAGAUUACUGUGAAUAAAGGGGAAAAAAGAAAACUCUUUUCAUAUACAUAUAUCUAAAAUUGCAGCUAGGAAUGCAAUUGCAAUGUUUGUUCAAAAAGUUACAUUUUAGCAUAUAUCAGAUCACUGCAAAACAUCUACAUCUACAAAUACUUUGUUAAAGCAUUUAGAACUGCCAAUUUGCAGGGCAUUGCAUUUUCAGAGGAGUCUAAGGAUAAACCCCUUGAAAAGCCUGGUAAAAAUUAUGUUCUUGGUCUCCUUUGCUGUGGCCAAUAGUGGCUGUUCUGAGGUAAAAAAAAAUUAUACUCUUUGUUGCAUUGUCCUAUACACAAAUAAGGGGCGAUUUAUCAAACUGAAGUAGACAGGGGCGCACAUACGUGCCCCUGUCUGCCGCAGCUCGCCUCUUGCGGGCUGAAUUCCCCUGGCGGAAUUUAGCAUUGCACAAGAGCGCUAUUUUGCUCUCGCAUGCAAUCCCACCCCCUGCCCGCGCACAGCCAAUCACGCGCAGGCAGGAGCUGUCAAUCUCCCCAGUUGGACUUGACCGCAGAGAUUGAAAUUCGCCACCUAAGAGGUGGCGAAAGGGUAGGGAAGCAACGGUCUGAUAACCGCUGCUUGUUAAAUACAGCGUGCAGGUUUUCUUGUGAGAACCUGCAGUCGUAGGCAGGCAAAGCCUGCCGAAAGGGCUUGAUAAAUCGGCCCCAAAAUCUCACUGCAGUAUUCACUCCAGGUUUCCACUCCCUCUGCAGGGAGGGGGAAGGGCAUAAGUUGCAUGUAAAAAUAAUAGCAAGAGCCAGCAAAAUAAAUUAUACAUUUACAUUGCAAGGAUUUUGCUGUGCUUAAUGAAACAUUUUAAAGGGACAGUAAAGUCAAAAUUAAAGUUUCAUGAUUUAGAUAAAGCAUUGAACUAAACAACUGUCCAAUUUAUAUCUAUUAAUCAAAUGUGCUUUGUUCUCUUGGUGUCCAUUGAUGAAGAGUAAACAUAGGUAGGCAACUGAUAGUAGCUUAGGAGCAUGCAUUUGUCUUUAUCCAUCUUUCAGCAGAGUUUGCAACUAUGUAUAACUAUGUAUAACAUUGGUAUAAAAAUUGGAUUACUUACAACAUUGAUAAUAUAAACUGUAAAGUUCAUGCUCUAUCUAAUUCAUUUAAAUGUCAUUUUUACUAUACUGUCUCUUUAAGGGAGAUUGAAGUCUCUAACUACAUUAGCAUAUACUAAAAGUUUGUUUUACAAUUGAUUGGGUUAGAAGAAAGAUUUACAAUUCUUUAUCUAUAGGUUACAUGUGAAUAGAAGACGUGGAAAUAAAAUGACAGGUUUUUUUGUUCUUCACUCAAUUACAGCAUUCAGCCGGAAUACUUUAUAUAUAUUACAGCUUCUAAUCACUGCAAUCACUGUAAAUGUUGACAGCUAUUUUAAUGCAUUGAAGUACCUGGUGUAAAAAGUUAUGUUUUUAUAACAGCUUUUUUAUUUUUAAAAAUGUUUCUAUAUUAAAUAGUGUUACAUCUUACUUUCUUAGGAAGGAAAAUAAAUAAAUUGAGUUUCUUUACAUCAAA